Caenorhabditis auriculariae is the source of this 2447-nucleotide messenger RNA. NCBI's taxonomy places the organism in Eukaryota, Metazoa, Nematoda, Chromadorea, Rhabditida, Rhabditidae. The record is from the annotation of a GenBank genome assembly.
AUGGAUCCGAACGGUUCUUCUCUUCCAAUAGGUAAGUCUUGCACUUUGUUUUCUCUUUCAACUUCUUUUCCAGACGGCCCUCAGCCCGACUGCGAUUUCGUGAGUCCAGUCUACGUGAAGGAGCGAUUCUAUCUGGUUGCCGUUUUCGGCACGACCGUGGCAGUCAUCAACAUCCUCGAGAAUGCUUUCCUCUCUUUCAUGCUCUUCAAAAAGUUUUUCAUGAUCUUAUUUCUUUGUAACACCUUCUGGAUAUCCAGGAAAUCGCACCGAUCCUCCCACAUGUUGUACCUGGCGCUUUUGGCCUUUUUCGACGUCUGGAUGGCUGUCGCCUACAUCCCACUGAUGAGUCUCAACCUCGCCACUGAUUAUUUUCAGUCAGUAGUGCUGCUCCGAGCGUGGUAAGUGAGGAUCAUUCAAGCGGUUUCUUGUUUUCUCGUGACAUUCUGUUUCUCUGAUUAUUCCGAAGUAGAUCCUAGGUUCCAUUGACAUCAAUAGUUAUCGGCUUCUCUAGCUGUCACUCCACUUUUCAUUGCUUCAUCUCUCAGAAAAAAUAAAACUAUUGAAAUCAACUAUAAAGAUAUUAUGACUGAAAGAAAGUUAUCGUAAGGAAAUAUACCAAAAAAAAAAUUCCUUCUACAGAUUUUUUUGAAUAAUUUUUUUUUUGCCGCUCCUUUCUUAGGAUCCAUUCAACCAAUAUUUCAGGAAGCAAAUUGGCUCAAAUAAGGUCCCUAGAAUUAUUUCGUAUUUUGAGUUAAAGCUUUUGAGAAAUUCUCGAGAAAAACUGAUUUUCUUGAAAUCAACAAGAGCUUUUUUUACAAUCAAGAAGAGCCCUCUUAAAGAGAAGUCCAGAACCACGAAACUUCCCACUAUGCACUUUUCCUAUUUUACCACUCUUCAAAUCGCAGUUGAUUACAGGUUCACCUACGUGUUGCCAAUGAUCACGAUGUCGCACAUCGCUAUGACCGCUUCCUCUUUUUUGAUGGUGGCGGCAUCGCUGGAGCGCUACUUCAUAACCGUCCAACCCAACGGCAGAAAGACCAAAUGGCUUCAAAAGCAUCGGAUGACGAUAGCCGCCUCUAGCGUUGUAAUGGGAAUCGUUUGUAAAUUCACCCAGGCUCUUGAGAUUACCGUAAGUUCUAAACGAAAUCACAAGAUAAAAAGCUCAAAUCCAGGUGAGCUAUGAGCCGAAAUGCUACGGAACUAUGAAGGAAUACAUAAUCGAGGCAUCGGAACUCACGAAAGACCCCAUCUACGAUUACUGGCGUGUCAUGUUAGUUAUUCCAGAAUGUUCGGAUCAACUUCUUCGCUAUUUCACAAUUUUGAGACAACCCAAUUUAUGCAAAACUCGAGAUCUUUUAGAUCGUAGAACAUGAAACGAACUUGUGCUUCAUAAAAAAUGUUUCAAAUUUCGUUCUAGUCCUUUCCUAAAAAUAACAAUAAAAUUACCCUCUGUUUUGAAGCUGAACAAUACCAACUAUCUCAUCGUUAUUUCUUCUACAGAUUCCGCGCGGUCUUCACAAACUUCAUCCCAUUCUCCUUGCUCGCCUUGAUCAACAUCAGGAUCGUGAGCAUCAUCAGCCGGAGCGAGUUCGAAUACCUGCAUUCGAACAAGCUGAGCGACGCGAAGCGGAAAGCCCGCGUCAGGAACGCCACCCGAACAUUGGUCUUCGUUGUGUUCACUUACCUCCUGUCGAAUGUUCUCAACGUCGUCAUCAUCCUCUGGGAAUACAUUGACUACGAGCAGAUCGCCUUCGAAUUCAACAACUUUUACACGUGCGCCGUGGAUGUGGUUCGUUUCCACAUAGUUUAUUUGUCGCCGGACGGUCGCGUUUUAGAAUGCAGCAAAAAAAAGCUACCGUAAACACAAAAUUCGCUUCAAAACGUUUUAAAAUCGGAAAAAACACAGAUCUAGCAAAAUGCGCAUUAGAUUACGGGUUUUCUUGCAAAAAAAAAAAUAACAAGACAAUCUGGGAACUACUAUAUAAAAAAUUUUCCAGGUUUCACUGCUGACAAUCUUCACAGGAACACUGAGGUUACCGAUAUAUGUCACAUGUCAGCCAAACUUGAAAAAAGAGUUCGUCACGCAGUUCAAGAGGGCUCUUACGACGUCCCCGUAUUACAAAGUUGGUUUUUUACAAAGCUUUUUUUUUUGUGUAUUUUGGACGACUAACUAGAUUGCUUCAAAACCUAAUACAACUCAACAAAAAACCAAUUUCCAGGGUUACAGUCGAACACCAUCCGUCGGAAUGAGCAACGCCGACCGGGAGGACGAUAAGAUGGACGUGGAUGACGAAGAAGACGUCCCGACUGAGGAACAGAAAACGCAGUAUCCGUUGCUCUUCACCUUGGGAACGGUGCUGCUCGUGGAGCAGAACGAGAAAGAUGGAAACGCCUGUAUCAUCAGAAACGACAAGGCGACAGAGGACUCUAAUGACGACGACGUUUGA